CUGUGUGUGCUCAUGUGUAGUACAUAUCUGGAUCAAAGGUGUCUAUAUAAAGUCCUUGAAUCUGUGUGGGUUCAAACACAUUUCAAAGGUUCAGGAUCCUGAAAGGUUUCGCUCUGCUUCCUGAAGACCCGCCGGCUCCCAUAAAGCCAUGGCUCGCCUUGAGCUCCGGAGACACCAAGUUCAGCUGUGGCUGCUUCCCAAGACCUGGCCCUGCUCUGCUCUUCUCUCUCUCCUCGUCAUGCCUGUCUUCUCUAAAGCGAUGCACGUGGCCCAGCCUGCCGUGGUGCUGGCCAGCAGCCGGGGUGUCGCCAGCUUCGAGUGUGAGUACGCCUCUUCGCACAACGCCAAUGAGGUCCGGGUGACGGUGCUACAGCAGGUGGCCAGCCGGACCACCGAAAUCUGCGCUGCGACCUACACAGUGGAGAGGGAGCUGGCCUUCCCCGAGGACUCAGCCUGCGCCGGCACCUCCAGCGGGACCAGAGUGAACCUCACCAUCCAAGGGCUACGGGCCGCGGACACCGGGCUCUACAUCUGUAAAGUGGAGCUCAUGUACCCGCCGCCAUACUUUGUGGGCACGGGCAACGGCACCCAGAUUUAUGUCAUCGAUCCAGAACCGUGCCCAGAUUCUGACUUCCUCCUUUGGGUCCUUGCAGCAGUCAGUUCGGGGCUGUUUUUUUACAGUUUCCUCAUCACAGCUGUGUCUUUGAGCAAAAUGCUAAAGAAGAGAAGCCCUCUUACCACAGGGGUCUAUGUGAAAAUGCCCCCCACAGAGCCAGAAUGUGAGAAGCAAUUCCAGCCUUAUUUCAUUCCUAUCAAUUGAGAGAUCAUUGUGGAGAAGAAAGAACAUACUUUGAUUUCUAAGAGCCGAAGCAAUUCUAACUCUUUUUCCUCUCCAGCUAUUUUGUUUGUUUGUGUAUUUUGGGGGGAAUUCAUCUCUCUUUAAUAUAAAGCUGGAUGCAGAACUCAAAUUGAACAUGCUACAAUGUACAGCAGAGGAGCAGGAAAGCAGAGCGAGAGUGUUUCUGUCACAUCAAAUCCAAUUUUAGUAAAAGCAUUUAAAGGGAAGAGUUGGAGGAGGCAGCAUUAGGAGGCAAGGCCAGGGAGAUGAGCCUGGGAAUGACACGGUCCCCAGAGAGGGAAGGAAGGGAGCAGGGAGGGAACUGUUGUACACGUCAUCUAUUCACCUGUGAGAUGUUUAUAGCUGAGUUGAUUUUUACACUUCUUUUUUUUACAUUUUUAUUUUUCAUACCAUAUGUAUAAUUAUAUGAGGGUCUAAAAAGUAUUCACAUGGCUAUGUUUUAGUCAGUGAUUCCAAAGGUUGUAUUGUACCAAUAUGCAUUUUUAUUAGUAUUGUGUAUGGGGAUCACAUGUGCUUGAGUGUGUUUGCUGAGGAUUUGAAUAUAAACACUAUGCGGCAGUGUCUUCCCACUGGGGCUUCUGGGGAAGUUCAGCAGAUGAGCUCAGGACACUAAGAUGUCAGGGAGAAGGCGGGGUCCCCUCCUGGCUGGUCUGGAAAUGGGGUGCAGUUGUUGCAGUACUCAGUUGUACUGAAUUGGUGUUGGCAUGAGCUUUGGACCUACAGAAGCUCCUAUCGGUGACACGGUGAAGCUGGGGUACCUGUGUUAACUUGAUGGAACACUGUUGUCAAGACAGUGACCCCCUUCAGGACACUCACAGGGACCCGUCCCGGAAACUCCAGCCCCAUCAGCUGAAUUCCUACCCACGUGGCCAGUGCCACAGGUGGAGGACCACAGCAAGAGCCAGCAUGGGGCACACAGGUUUUUCUGAAAAUGAACACUGUUGGUGGUGUUUUUUUUUUAACUCAAUAUUUUCUAUGAAAAUGAAAACAAAUGUAUAAUAUUUGAAAUUAAAUAAAUGUCUUUGGAAGUUG
Molecule: messenger RNA, 1891 nt
Organism: Cavia porcellus (domestic guinea pig)
Lineage: Eukaryota; Metazoa; Chordata; Mammalia; Rodentia; Caviidae
Gene: Ctla4
Product: cytotoxic T-lymphocyte associated protein 4
Exons: 4
Coding region: 149-820 (223 amino acids)
Biological process (GO): B cell receptor signaling pathway; negative regulation of regulatory T cell differentiation; immune response
Cellular component (GO): membrane; external side of plasma membrane
Source: RefSeq, a predicted model, not a curated record